Condylostylus longicornis is the source of this 1062-nucleotide messenger RNA. RefSeq names its product probable dimethyladenosine transferase. Lineage: Eukaryota; Metazoa; Arthropoda; Insecta; Diptera; Dolichopodidae. Gene Ontology annotation, cellular component: mitochondrial matrix. Gene Ontology annotation, molecular function: rRNA (adenine-N6,N6-)-dimethyltransferase activity. The record is from RefSeq and is a predicted model, not a curated record. Bases 1 to 1062 code for a protein of 353 amino acids. The transcript is spliced from 6 exons. Gene Ontology annotation, biological process: rRNA methylation.
AUGGCGAUGCGCAGGCCCAAAGCAAUUGGCACAAGUGCCAACAGAGUCCAACCCUACGGCUCCAAGCCAGGCGGGGCUGGCUUGUCAUUGAAGCUCGAUAAAAAUCUGGGACAACAUCUUUUGAGGAAUCCAGGCAUCUUGGACAAAAUUGUAACUGCAGCUGAGAUCAAAUCGACUGACACGGUGCUGGAAAUUGGGCCAGGCACGGGCAAUCUAACGAUGCGUCUGCUCCCAAUUGCAAGAAAAGUUGUCGCCCUUGAUGUUGAUGAAAGAAUGGUUGGUGAAGUGAAAAAACGCGCUAUGAGCUUGGGUUAUACAAAUUUGAAUGCUUGCUAUGGAGAUGCUUUACGGACUGAUUUCGGAACAUUUGAUGUCUGUACCGCCAACAUGCCCUACCAAAUUUCGUCCCCAUUUAUCUUCAAGCUCCUUGCUCACCGCCCUCUGUUCCGUUCGGCUGUUUUAAUGUUUCAGAAAGAAUUUGCAGAAAGGCUGUGCGCUCAGCCGAAUGAUAAGUUUUAUUGCCGCUUGGCAAUCAAUACACAGAUUUUUUGUCGAGUCGAGCGUAUUUGCCUUGUGAAAGCAGCUAACUUCUCGCCCCCCCCCAAAGUUGAUUCUAUGGUCGUUAGAUUGACCCCUAGAAAGCCUCAAUUGAAGAUUGAUUUUCGUGAGUGGGAUGGAAUGAUACGCGUUUGCUUCGGACGCAAGAGAAGAACGCUGAACAGCAACUUUACGAUAAAACCUGUUUUGCAUAUGCUGGAAUACAAUUACAAGGCUUGGUGUUCGGUCACAGGCUCCAUUCCAGAAAUUGUCGAGAUGAAGGAUUUAAUCAAAUCCGUUCUUGAAGAGGCGCAGUUAAGCGAGCGUCGGGCUGUUACAAUUAGCAUUGAAGAGUACUUCCAGCUCUUGCUCGCAUUCAACAAGAAAGGCAUUCAUUUCUGUAACAUUACGGGCGCCAACAGUGACGCCAAGAAGGACGAUCCUUUCGGAGGACUUCAAAAAGAUUGGUUUAUGAAUAUUGGAGAAGAUAUUGAAAAAGAUGAGGAAAUGGCUGAAACUUGUUGA